This is a messenger RNA of Macadamia integrifolia, 3312 nucleotides long. Its product is annotated as WEB family protein At3g02930, chloroplastic-like. The transcript has 3 exons. NCBI's taxonomy places the organism in Eukaryota, Viridiplantae, Streptophyta, Magnoliopsida, Proteales, Proteaceae. The record is from RefSeq and is a predicted model, not a curated record. Gene Ontology annotation, biological process: reciprocal meiotic recombination. Bases 332 to 3025 code for a protein of 897 amino acids.
AGAGAGAGAGAGAGAGGACUAUUGAGCGAAAUAGGGUGGAGGGUCUAUGACUCUGAGUAAGGUACCAUGACAACAACUGCUCAUGGGGAAUCCAGAGACAGACCCAAGUGCCCAACUGCAAAAAUAAGCCCUCAAAUGACAAUUUUUUCUUCAGUUGUCUGAGAAAUGAGAAAUCUGUUUCUGCUCUUCUUAAAUCCCACCAAAUCUCUUGCAAUGUUGGCAUUUCAGUAGUGGAAUUCUCUUCUGUUGCAGAACUUCCUGAGCUCAAGGUCUCUGCGUCUUCAGUUGCUUCUUCAGUUGCUUCCUGCAUUGUGACAUCAAUAAAGCAAUCAUGAAUUCGUCAAAAGCCAAAUCCAAUUUGCCUGAAGCUUCACAGAACAAAACCUCCCCAGCAACUCCAAGAGUUAACAAAUUGAACAGGGGUGUUGCUAAAACAGAUACUGAUUCACCUUCUCCCCUGCAAACCUCACGGAUUUCAGUUGAUCGUUCCCCAAAAUCAGCUGACUCAAGACCUACUUCAGCUGACUCAAGGCCUGCCAUAGCCCAACGAUCCCCCAAGCCAAAGAUUGCUACUCCUCCUCCUAAGAUUUCUACUCCUGAUAAACCACGGGUGUUGAAGGGAUCAGAACUACAGGCUCAAUUGAAUCUUGUUCAGGAAGAUCUUAAGAAGUCGAAGGAGCAAUUAGCUUCUGCUGAGAAGGAGAAGGCUCGGGUACUUGAGGAAUUGAAGGAGGCCAAGAGAUUGGCUGAUGAGGCGAAUGAGAAGCUCAGUGAGGCCCUUGUUGCUCAAAAACGAUCUGAGGAGAAUUCUGAGAUUGAGAAAUUCAGAGCUGAUGAGUUGGAGCAGGCAGGUAUUGAGGCAGCUCAGAAGCGAGAAGAGGAAUGGCAGAAAGAACUUGAAGCUGUUAGGAAUCAACAUGCUGUGGAUGUUGCUGCUUUGCUCUCUGCCACCCAAGAGCUCCAACGGGUGAAGCAGGAGCUAGCUAUGACCUCUGACGCAAAAAAUAAAGCCCUUUGCCAUGCUGAUGAUGCAACAAAAAUUGCAGAAAUCCAUGCUGAGAAGGUGGAGCUUCUGUCUGCAGAGCUGAGUCGGGUGAAGGCCAUGCUUGACUCAAAGCUGGAGAAAGAGGCGAAUGAGAACACCGAGUUGAUAAAGAAACUGAACUCCGAGGUGGAUUCAUUGAAAACAGACCUUGAAAAAGCAGAAAGUAUUGAGCAGAAGUUGGUUGAAACAGAGGCCCUGGUUGAUCAACUCAGAAUUGAAGUGGAGAAUGCAAAAAAGGCCGAAUUAGCUGCUAAUAAUUUGGUGGAGGAGUGGCAGAAGAAGGCCAGGGAUUUAGAAAGUCAGGUUGAAGAGGCAAACCAAAUGGAGAGAUCUGCAUCAGAGUCAUGUGAUUCAUUGAUGAAUCAACUAGAAGGGAAGAGUGGUUUAUUGCAGGAUGCAGAAUUUGAAAUCUCUUCUCUUAAAGAGAAAGUGGAUUCGUUGGAAAUCUCAAUUGGGAGACAGAGAAAGGAUUUUGAAGAAUCACAGCAACUUCUUGAGACAGCUAAGCAAGAGGCAUUGAGAAUGACACAGAUGGUUGAAUCUCUGAAAGCGGAGCUUGAAGCUGUGACGGAGGAGAAAAAGCAGGCUUUGAACAAUGAGCAACUUGCAGCUUCUAGUGUUCAAGACCUUCUAGCUGAGAAGAACAAACUAGUAAAUGAGUUGGAAACCUCCAUGGAAGAAGAAGAGAAGAGUAAGAAAGCAUUGGAAAGCUUAGCUUCAGCAUUGCAUGAGGUCUCUGCAGAAGCAAGAGAAGCCAAAGAGAAGCUUUUGUCCAAUAAAGCUGAGCUUGAAAAUUUUGAGAGCCAAAUAGAAGAUUUGAAAAUGGUCACGAAAGCAACAAACGAGAAGUACGAAACCAUGCUUGAAGAGUCGAAACAAGAGAUUGAUCUUCUUACAAAAGCUCUUGAUUACUCCAAUCACGAAGUCAAAAACACCAAGGCUCAAUGGGAACAAAAAGAGCUCAACUUAACGACUUCUUUAAGGAAAUCAGAAGAAGAAACCUAUGCUGCUAAACGAGAAAUUGAUAGGUUCAUUCGAUUACUCAAAGAAGCUGAGUAUGAAGCUUGGUCUGCAAAGGAGGAAAGAGCCCAGAUUCUGAGUACAUUGAAGCAAACUGAAUCAGAGGUGAGUUCUUUGAAAGAGGUGGCGAACGAAGCUAAUGCUGACAGCAUGAGGCUGAGGGAGAGAUUAUUGGACAAAGAGAAUGAGUUGCAAAGUAUUACUCAAGAGAAUAUGGAACUCCGAAGUAGGGAAACUGCUGCUCUUGAGAAAGUGGAGGAGUUGUCUAAGUUGCUUGAAGAAGCUUCCGCCAAGAUGAUUCCUGUGGAAAAUGGAGAGCUCUCUGAUAGUGAGAAAGAUUAUGAUUUGCUACCCAAGGUAGUAGAAUUCUCGGAGGAAAAUGGAAAUGGUGGAAAAGAGGAGAAGCAUGUAUUUGAAUUUCCAUCUCAGCUGCUUGAGGAAUCCAAGGAAGUAGAGUUCUUAACAGAAAAUAGAAAUGGAGUAAAAGAGGAGAAGCACAUGUUUGAAUUUCCAUCCCUAAGGCUUGAGGAACCCAAGGAAGACAAAUAUCAGGAAAAAGAUGUGGUAGUGCCUGUGGAAUUAAACAUGGAGAAUGGGAAUGGAAGCCCCAAAGAAGGCAAUGGGAAUCCGCAACGAGAGAAUGGAGACCCCCAAGAAGAGGAAAAGAAAAUAGAAAAAGAUGAUUCAGCGGAGGUGGAGGUGAAGAUUUGGGAGAACUGCAAGAUUGGAGAGAAAGACCUCUCACCAGAGAAAGAGUCUGAGCAGGAAUCCCUUGAAGAGGAUCUUGAUUCAAAAGCAGAUGGUGAGAACUUUGACCAGGUAAAUGGGUUACCUCCGUCAGAAAGCAUGAACAAUGGAGGACGUUCUCCAUCUAAGGAGCAGCAGCUCAAGAAGAAGAAGCCAUUGCUCAAGAAGUUUGGAAACCUGUUAAAGAAGGCGGCAGCCAGUGGCAAUAAGUAGGAGAACUGCAGUCAGUCCCAGUUCAGCCCCUGAAUCCGAACUAAGCAAGCAGGUAUUCUUGUUGCAAUCUGCACCAGCGUGUGUUUGAUUUCUUCAUCUUGCUUCGGAUUUUCAGAAUAGCAAAAGAAAAUGCAAAAUGUUUGUAUUGUAUGUAUUUUGAUUUUCAUCUUAUGUGGUUUCCCCCUGUUGGGGAUUGAUAUGUAUCUGAAGCUUUUUUUCCCCCCGUUGUCUUUCCUGAAUUUCAUUAAGAUGAGUGGUAAAUUUGAUAAUUGUAUGUUUAUGUUCCA